This is a messenger RNA of Prosopis cineraria, 1305 nucleotides long. Its product is annotated as UDP-N-acetylglucosamine transporter UGNT1-like. Gene Ontology annotation, molecular function: antiporter activity; GDP-fucose transmembrane transporter activity. The transcript has 10 exons. Bases 90 to 1082 code for a protein of 330 amino acids. Gene Ontology annotation, cellular component: Golgi apparatus. NCBI's taxonomy places the organism in Eukaryota, Viridiplantae, Streptophyta, Magnoliopsida, Fabales, Fabaceae. The record is from RefSeq and is a predicted model, not a curated record.
UCUGUCUCCUAGCUCAACUGCUAUAAAAUAGUGCCCUCACUUCACUGGUAAAUCCCUGUCUUGCUUGCCUGCCACAGAGCUUCCUGUCAAUGUCAAUGGAGCCUCUCAAGAAUCAGACGCUUCCUCUCACUCACAAACCCUCUCGUAUGACCACCAGAGGACUCUACGCUGCUCUCUCUUACAUGGCCUCUGCCGUUCUUUUGGUCAUGUUCAACAAAGCAGCCCUCUCUUCUUAUAAUUUUCCGAGUGCAAGUGUCAUCACAUUUUUGCAGCUGGUUUGUUCAUGUUUGAUUCUCUAUGCGAUGAGAUGCUGGAAGUUAAUUUCUUUCACAGAGAGCGAACUGCAGAGCAGUUCUAACAACCCAACAACUUUUGUGUCCCUUGGGACAUUAGCUCAAACCCUUCCUCUUGCGCUAACAUAUUUACUGUACAUGAUUGUAACCAUGGAAUCUGUGCGUGGCAUAAAUGUUCCCAUGUACACCACACUGAGGCGAACUACUGUGGCCUUUACAAUGAUUGUGGAGUAUUUUCUCACGGGGCAGAGGCAUUCACGUUUUGUUAUUUGCAGUGUAGGGAUAAUUAUAGCUGGUGCAUUCGUUGCUGGAGCUCGGGACUUGGCAUUUGAUGCGUAUUCCUAUUCAGUUGUUUUCCUAGCAAACAUCUGUACAGCAGUAUAUCUUUCUUCUAUUUCUCGUAUUGGUAAAUCCAGUGGCCUUAAUACAUUUGGUCUUAUGUGGUGUAAUGGUGUGAUUUGUGGACCAAUCUUAUUGAUCUGGUCAUCAAUUAGAGGAGAUCUGCAAACGACAUUGAACUUCCCUUAUUUGUAUGACCAUGGAUUUCAGGCUGUAAUGCUUCUUUCUUGUUUUUUGGCUUUCUUAAUCAACUACUUUGUUUUUUUAAAUACAACUCUCAAUUCAGCACUUACGCAGACAAUUUGUGGCAAUUUGAAGGAUCUUUUUACAAUUGGGUUUGGCUGGCUCAUAUUUGGAGGACUUCCGUUUGAUUUGUUAAAUGUUGUUGGCCAAUCACUUGGUUUCCUCGGGUCCGGUUUGUACGCCUUCUGUAAACUCAAAGGAAUAUGAAGACGACCACAGGCUACCUCUGUUGUCCAGACACAAACAAAAAAGACAAAAUUGUCUAUUAUUGGAUAAAAUAAAAUGCAGUUACUUGUGAGCAGAAAUUUGGCCCAAAAAAAAUUGUGUGUUGAAAUUGUUUUUUCCAUACGAAGUUUGUUUAUUUAUAUAUUUCAAAUUUUAUUAAAACAAUAUUUCGACUUGUAAUAUUUUUAAUAAAAUUUAAAGUAUG